This is a messenger RNA of Homo sapiens (human), 1736 nucleotides long. It is a transcript of the gene AK6, whose product is annotated as adenylate kinase 6. Gene Ontology annotation, biological process: ribosomal small subunit biogenesis. The record is from RefSeq and is marked validated. Gene Ontology annotation, cellular component: cytoplasm; Cajal body; nucleoplasm. The transcript has 5 exons. The coding region runs from base 150 to 659 and encodes 169 amino acids. Lineage: Eukaryota; Metazoa; Chordata; Mammalia; Primates; Hominidae. Gene Ontology annotation, molecular function: ATP binding; AMP kinase activity; ATP hydrolysis activity.
GAGGUACGGCCUCCCGGGGACCUUCCAGACUGGUCGGCGCAAGCGAAGGGCGGGGACCACCGAAGGAGUGUGUGACUUAGGCAUCCAGCGCACUGCCUGACCCGAAGUACCGACCCGAGUUAUGCCCACCCUCCAACUUUGCGACGGAAAUGUGUCAUCGAAAGCCAGGUACACCAGGGGUUGGAAAAACCACACUAGGCAAAGAACUUGCGUCAAAAUCAGGACUGAAAUACAUUAAUGUGGGUGAUUUAGCUCGAGAAGAGCAAUUGUAUGAUGGCUAUGAUGAAGAGUAUGACUGUCCCAUUUUAGAUGAAGACAGAGUAGUUGAUGAGUUAGAUAACCAAAUGAGAGAAGGUGGAGUUAUUGUUGAUUACCAUGGUUGUGAUUUCUUCCCUGAACGCUGGUUUCAUAUAGUUUUUGUGCUGAGAACAGAUACCAAUGUAUUGUACGAAAGACUUGAAACAAGGGGUUAUAAUGAGAAGAAACUAACAGACAAUAUUCAGUGUGAGAUUUUUCAAGUUCUUUAUGAAGAAGCCACAGCAUCCUACAAGGAAGAAAUCGUGCAUCAGCUGCCCAGUAAUAAACCAGAAGAGCUAGAAAAUAAUGUAGAUCAGAUCUUGAAAUGGAUUGAGCAGUGGAUCAAAGAUCAUAACUCUUGACUUAUAAGGCUAGCUACUUAAUAAUCACUCUUGUUGAUAUCUCUGCCGACAUCAUAGAAAUUGUUCAAGUGUCAGUAACACUUUAUUAAAAUCAUGUUGCAGAACCAGCAGGUGGAUAGUAUAUAGGUUUAUGCCUGUGUUUCUUUUUCUCCAUGAGAAAGCUAAACAUGAAAUAUAAUGAAUAUAGUAUUAUUAAGGAUUGAGACAAAAACUGUGAUUUUAAUACUUAAAUUGCUAAAGAAUAAAUAAAUCUGACAAAAUGGGUGGAUAUCUUUUAAGUUUAUUACAGAAAAAAAUGCAGAUGAUCUCUUAAAAUAAAACUAAAGAUAAAGCAACAGAGUAUUCCUUUUUUCUUUCUUUAAAUUAGAAAAAAAGUUAAGUGUUGUACUCGAUACAAAGUUCAAAAGGUACAAAAGAGCAUGUUGAAAAGUUAGGUCUCCCUUCCAGACCACCCUAUCCCCAGGCACCCCAGGUUCCUUCCCUUUAGGAAAUAAUGUUACUGGUUUCCUAUAUGUCUUUUUAGAGGUUUUAUGCCUGCACAGUGUAUAUGUACAUGUGUACAUUUUUUAAAGAAUAUAACAGUAUAUUAUGCACACUAUUCUGUACCUUUCUUUUUUCACUUACUAUAUUUGAAGAUUAUAUCAUCUCAGUACAGACCUCCCUGUUCUUUUUUUUAGUUGAGAUAGAUAUACAUAUCAUACAAUAAAAUUUACCAUUUUGAAGUGUAUAAUCAGAACCGGGUAUGGUGGCUUAUGCCUGUAAUCCCAGCAAAUGGGGAGGCUGAGGUGGAGAAUCGCUUGAGGCAGGAGUUCAAGACCAGCCUGGGCAACAUAGUGAGACCUUAGACUCUAAAAAUAAACAUAAAUAAAAUUUAUAAUCCGUUGGUUUUUAGCUUAUUAACAAGGUUAUGUAACUGUCACCACUGUGGAGGAAGCAGUGAUGAUAAAGGGAACUCCUAUACCCUUUAGCAGUCACUCUCUAUUCUUUCCUCCUCAUCCCCUUGCAGUCACUAGUCUACUUUCUGUCUCUAUGGAUUUGCAUAUUCUGGAUAUUUCAUAUAAAUGGGAUUAUACAGUA